Molecule: messenger RNA, 1146 nt
Organism: Vicia villosa (hairy vetch)
Lineage: Eukaryota; Viridiplantae; Streptophyta; Magnoliopsida; Fabales; Fabaceae
Exons: 1
Coding region: 135-893 (252 amino acids)
Source: RefSeq, a predicted model, not a curated record
AUUCACCGCUAUAUAUAAUGAGUUCUUCAUGCUUUUAAUUCACCAAUUAUCAAACCAUCCUAUCUCACUAUAACCUUCUUUUACCAAUCUCUCUCUCUCUAAUUUCUUUUCAUUUCUUCAAUAGAGUGAACACAAUGAACACUAGUUGUCAACUCAAAUACCAAAUCAUAGCAACACUAACUCAGGGGAUGAAAACUAAUUCCAAUAUAAUUAAGUUUACACAAUUAUUCAUUUCAAUAUCAGUGCUUUCUUUCAUAUUUACACCUUCUUCAUUGUUUGUUUUCCUCCAUUACUUCAAAUUCUAUUUCUCAACUUUGCCUUUUCAACUCUAUGCUCACAACAUAGACAAGAACAGCAUGUUUCUCCUUUGUAAUGGCCUCCUUGUUUUUGUCGGUUUAACCAAAUCUUUCUUAAGUUCUUCAAUAGAGGAUGACAAACCUUCCAAUAACUCUCAAGGUUUAUUAUCAUCACAAUAUAUUGAAGUUGAACACGAAGAAGGUGCACAAUCUCUUAUCCUUGAUGUUGAGGCCAAGGAGAAAAUAUUGGACAGAGACGGUGAGCAGAGAACUAGUGAACCACAUAAACAAAUUGCUAAAGAAGAGGAAGAAAAAAACAUUGAAAACUUAAUCAUGAUUGAUGAAGAAGAAGAAGAGAUGAAGGAGGUAGAAGAAGAAGUUGAACUAUUUGAUGGAGAAGACGAAGAGGAAGAUAAAGGGUCAGAAAUUGAUUACGUUCUAAUUGAAGAAUAUAAUAUAGAAGAAGAAGAUUAUGUAGAAGAAGAAGAAAGUAAUAUGUUAAGUACUGAGGAGUUAAACAAAAAGUUCGAAGAUUUCAUUAGAAAAAUGAAGGAAGAUCUAAGAAUGGAUGCUAGACGGCAAUUAAUAAUGGUAUGAUUUAGUUAAAACAACCAUGAUCUUAUUUCUUUUGGCCAUGUUUCUAGUGAGGCUUGUAAUUUUGAAAACUAUAUUCUCGGAUUAUUCCCCUAUGUCACCAAAGAGCAAGUUUUGAAUGCGAAUAAUAAUAUGAUUACCAUGAAACAGUGCAUAGCAACAGAAAGAUUUGAAUGUCUUUCAAUUCAACUGUAAAAUUGUAACAACUUUAAAACUCUGAAGCCAGUUUUAUUGUCCAUUGUUUUCAAUUUAAAAA